Magallana angulata is the source of this 846-nucleotide messenger RNA. Its product is annotated as multiple epidermal growth factor-like domains protein 10. Lineage: Eukaryota; Metazoa; Mollusca; Bivalvia; Ostreida; Ostreidae. The record is from RefSeq and is a predicted model, not a curated record. Gene Ontology annotation, molecular function: scavenger receptor activity. The transcript is spliced from 4 exons. Bases 1 to 846 code for a protein of 281 amino acids.
AUGUUAACAGGAUUUAUGCUUUUUGUUUUCUUUGACCUCAUAGCGUGUGAAGAAAAUCGUAUUUGUUCUGAUGCUCAAGGAGUUGGUUGUUGUUAUGGAUUUGCGAUGAACAAACUCUCAGGAAAAUGUGAAAAGUGUUCCACUGGCUACCAUGGCAAAAAUUGCUCAUUGAAAUGCAGGCCCCCUACAUAUGGAGAAGGUUGUCAGGCACUAUGCGACUGUCCAAAAACGGAUUGUCACUUUUUACAUGGGUGUUCUAAUCAGCUCAAAACAUCAACCGACGACCAGAGAUAUAAUUCAUAUAUAGUAGUAUUUACAUCAUCAAAUAACAGGAUUCACAACCCUACCCUUCCCCGGGUCUUUACCAAAGACACUAGUUACUUCGACGAUACAACACUAUCUGAUAUCCCUACAAAUUUUGACUUGUUCAAAAACAAUGUUGUUAACAGCUUUAUCGGUGUUUUUGCUAUUUCUUUCACCAUUUUUGUUCUAGCUUAUAUAUUUUUUAAAUGUUUCCGCAAAACAACACAUGCUAACGGAACAAGAGAGAGCGAGAAACAAGCUCAAAACGAAUUGGAAAAGAUCGAAGCAGAGGAAAAUGAUAACACUGCAUAUAGAGACCUAGAUGUACAAUUAGAUACCGAAUCUUCAUAUCUCUCCCCCGUCUUCAGAAAUACUAACGAUCAUGAUGACACACAAAGGCUCAGUGAAAUUGAUAUAAGGAUUGAAAACUAUGCGAAUUUAAAUACCGAUGAAGAACCUACUAAUAGAGACAAUGAAACGAACAUUAUUCGAGACGAUGAAACAAAACAUGUCUAUCUUGAGAUUACAAGAAGCAGCAUAUAA